UAAAAAUAUUUACCAUGCUAGUUUUGUAAAAAGUAUAAUAUUUCAUCUGCAAAGCAAAAGAGAAUAAUUCUUAUGCAACUGUUGACAAGAGAAAAAACAAAUUAUUGCGCCGUACAUACAGACGUCUUUUCACCAUUUCCAUAAAGAUAAUUUGUUUUGCAAUAUAUAAUCAUAGCAGUUACUAAACUUAUCGUUCAUUGUCUUAAGCGAGCUAUCGUUAGUGUUUUUGAUGAAUAUGAUGAAAACUAAUGGGAUGUUUUCACUUUUCACUACUCAAAUAACUUUAGCAUAAAAGUGAAAGACGAAUAUGGAGGAUACAAAAGUUUCUACUUAAUUUCUCAGCAUUCAUUAAAACUUUAGUAAACAAAUCAUGGUUUCCAACAAUUUUCACAUUUUUGCAUUCUUUCCUAUAUAAUCCAUGUAUAGUGUAUAGUUUUACUCACAUUAACUUUGAGCUAAGAUAUAAUCAAAUAUUAAAAUCAUAUGUGGGUCAAGUAAAAAACGCAUCCCGUCGAACCUAAACCACUUCAUGACAAUAAAGUCUACAACCAUUUUGUGUGCUUAAUUAGUUACUGUAAGUUUUUGUUUUUUCAAAAAAAUAACAAUAAUAGUUUAAGAACUGCAAAUGUUUUCCCCCUGUAAUAUUUUUUCAUAGACCUAAAUUAUCAACAAUUAUAAAGUCUAAAAAAAAUCUAACACCAAACAGUUUCUUCGGCUUGUAGACCAAAACCAGUUGUCAACAAGUCUACAACUACUUGCAUAGUUGAAUAGUUCGUGAAAAAAUAAAUAGAAAAUACCAGAAGUAAUUAAAUACACAAGAAAACAUAACUCAAAACCUCUUCUUAGUCAGAUUCUCUCUCUAUCUAUCCCUCUCAAUCUCUAUCUGCCCAUAUUUCUUGCUGUCAACAAAUUCAUUCAGCAAUCUCCUUUUUCCCCAUCAACAACAAACAAAAAUAAAGUCCUUUCACAACAAUUAUAUUAAACAAAUCCACCAAAAACCCUUUCACAAAAUAGGUCUCUCUUCAACAAUGUCGUCUAGAAACCGAAGAUCAAGAAUCAACUCUAAGUUCUUCUUCUUCACAAGUACCAUUCUUCUUCUUCUCCUUCUAGGUUUAUGCAAUGGAGCAAGAACAAACUCGAACGUCUUCGACUCGAAACCACACAAGAAACACAACGACGCCGUUUCGUCUUCAUCGAAACAGUUCUUGGGGUUCUUGCCACGUCACUUCCCUGUUCCAGCUUCUGGUCCCUCUAGAAAACACAAUGAUAUCGGUUUACUUAGUUGGCACCGAGCUUCUCCGUGAAAGAAAAAGCCUUAAAGGUCAUGAAUUUUUUUUUUGCUUCUUUCUAUCAAUUAGUUGUAUGUUUCUUUCAUUUUAGUUUCCCUCUUUAAUUACCCCUUUGCUUUUGAGUUAUAAGCUGGUGUAAAUGUCUUUCUUUAUUGUGAUGCAAAGAAAAUGUUUUUUUUGGUUUGAUUAAUAUCGACAAGGCAAAACAUAUAAUCUAUUAUUAUGAAUUUGUAAUUGGAAGCUGUAUAUUUUUUUGGAUAGCUCGAAUUUGUAAUAUUGCAUGUAUCAAAGUGUGAGAGCCGAUCAUCUCCAUGA
This is a messenger RNA of Arabidopsis lyrata subsp. lyrata, 1604 nucleotides long. RefSeq names its product protein IDA-LIKE 2. Gene Ontology annotation, biological process: floral organ abscission. Bases 1029 to 1304 code for a protein of 91 amino acids. The transcript has a single exon. Lineage: Eukaryota; Viridiplantae; Streptophyta; Magnoliopsida; Brassicales; Brassicaceae. The record is from RefSeq and is a predicted model, not a curated record.